GUAAGCGCUAGUUCCGUGAUAAACAAGGACACGUUAGGUAACUGUUCAGGUUCUGAAAGUUUCAAUGUCACAAAGGGAGUCUCAGUGAUGUUUUUCAUGUCUUUAAAAGCUACAACCAGUUACGAAAUUGUAGCCUUUAACUGUAGAGUGACAUCGGUUGCUGCCAUUACAAAUUUCAGGUGACAUUGGCAAGUGUGUAGCGUUAACUGUAGUCUAUCACUCUGUCUGUAGGUCGUCUUCUUCGUCGUGCAGAUCUGUCAUUUAUGUUCAUUAGACUAGGUGCUUCUCGUCCCCUUUCCAACCAGUAACUAAAAUGGCUAAUGUAGCCCACGUCUCUAGAGUUCGCUCUUUGUACAAGAGGAUCCUCAUUUUGCACCGGUUCAUGCCGAUAGACCUCCGGGCGCUGGGAGACCAGUACGUGAAGGAUGAAUUCAGACGCGCCAAGUCCGCCUCUUCUGUAGAGGUGAAGAGCUUCAUUACGGAGUGGGAGGUAAGGGACACUUUGAUUCUCGAUCAGUCAGAGAUGCUCACAAGUCGUGUUUCAAGACUGGUCACAAGUCCAAGUCAAGUCUCAACUCACAAGUCUCACUGAUCAAAGUCCUACUUA
Molecule: messenger RNA, 607 nt
Organism: Clupea harengus (Atlantic herring)
Lineage: Eukaryota; Metazoa; Chordata; Actinopteri; Clupeiformes; Clupeidae
Product: succinate dehydrogenase complex assembly factor 3
Exons: 1
Coding region: 314-592 (92 amino acids)
Biological process (GO): succinate metabolic process; mitochondrial respiratory chain complex II assembly
Cellular component (GO): mitochondrion; mitochondrial intermembrane space
Source: RefSeq, a predicted model, not a curated record